This is a messenger RNA of Pelecanus crispus (Dalmatian pelican), 1507 nucleotides long. The record is from RefSeq and is a predicted model, not a curated record. NCBI's taxonomy places the organism in Eukaryota, Metazoa, Chordata, Aves, Pelecaniformes, Pelecanidae.
GCUACUGGAGGCCGACUCCAAGUCGAUGCGUUCCAUGAACGGCUCGCGGAGGAACAGCGGGUCCUCCUUGGUCUCCAGCUCCUCGGCCUCCUCCAACCUCAGCCACCUCGAGGAGGACACCUGGAUCCUCUGGGGCCGCAUCGUCAACGAGUGGGACGAGUGGAGGAAGAAGAAGGAGAAGCUGCUGAAGGAGCUCAUCCGCAAAGGGAUCCCCCACCACUUCCGCGCCAUCGUCUGGCAGCUGCUCUGCAGUGCCACCGACAUGCCCGUCAAAAACCAAUACUCGGAGCUGCUCAAGAUGUCCUCUCCCUGCGAGAAGCUCAUCCGACGGGAUAUCGCCCGCACCUACCCGGAACACGAGUUCUUCAAGGGACAAGACAGCCUGGGACAGGAGGUCCUCUUCAACGUCAUGAAGGCCUAUUCGCUGGUGGACCGGGAGGUCGGAUACUGCCAGGGUAGUGCCUUCAUCGUGGGACUGCUGCUCAUGCAGAUGCCCGAGGAAGAGGCCUUCUGCGUGUUCGUGAGGCUGAUGCAGGAAUACCGCUUACGGGAGCUCUUCAAACCCAGCAUGGCCGAGCUGGGGCUCUGCAUCUACCAGUUCGAGUACAUGCUGCAGGAGCAGCUGCCGGAGCUGAACAUCCACUUCCGCUCGCAGAGCUUCCUCACCUCCAUGUACGCCUCGUCCUGGUUCCUCACCCUCUUCCUCACCACCUUCCCUCUUCCCGUGGCCACGCGUGUCUUCGACAUCUUCAUGUACGAGGGGCUGGAGAUCGUCUUCCGUGUGGGGAUGGCACUGCUGCAGUUCAACCAGGCUGAACUCGUUCAGCUCGACAUGGAGGGCAUGUCCCAGUACUUCCAGAAGGUGAUCCCACACCAGUUCGACAGCUGCCCCGACAAGCUCAUCCUCAGGGCCUUCCAGGUCAAGUACAACCCCAAGAAGAUGAAGAGGCUGGAGAAGGAGUACGCCACCAUCAAGAACAAAGAGAUGGAGGAGCAGAUUGAGAUCAAGCGCCUCCGCACUGAGAACCGCCUGCUGAAACAGCGCAUCGAAACCCUGGAGAAGGAGAGCGCGGCUCUCGCCGACAGGCUCAUCCAGGGCCAGGUGACACGGGCGCAGGAGGCGGAGGAGAACUACAUCAUCAAGCGGGAGCUGGCGGUGGUGAAGCAACGCUGCACCUCGGCCACCGAGAACCUGCAGCGCGCCCAGACCACCAUCCGGCAGCUGCAGGACCAGCAGGGGAACCCGCGCUUCAGCGAGGAGUUUGUCACCCACCUGGAGACGGAGCUGGAGCAGUCGCGGCUGCGGGAGAGCGAGACCCUUGGCGCCCUCAAGGAGAUGCAGGAUAAAGUCCUCGACAUGGAGAAGAGGAACAGCCUGCUGCCGGACGAGGACAACGUGGUGCGGCUGCAGGAGGAGCUGCAGGCGCUGGCGCUGCGCGAGGCCGAGGCCGUCAAGUCGCUGACGGAGCUGCAGCAGCAAGUCAAGGACCUAAGUGACAACUGGCAG